Molecule: messenger RNA, 549 nt
Organism: Dioscorea cayenensis subsp. rotundata (Guinea yam)
Lineage: Eukaryota; Viridiplantae; Streptophyta; Magnoliopsida; Dioscoreales; Dioscoreaceae
Product: rRNA 2'-O-methyltransferase fibrillarin-like
Exons: 1
Coding region: 1-549 (182 amino acids)
Molecular function (GO): nucleic acid binding; zinc ion binding
Source: RefSeq, a predicted model, not a curated record
AUGAGACAUUUCAGCGGCGGUCGCGGCGGCGCUCACGGCGGACAUUGUGGACCUCACAGCGGACCUGGUGGAUCUCACGGCGGUGUUGGUGGCUCGAUUGGCGGACUUGGUGGAUCUCGGAGUGGAACAUUCGGAAGAGGUCGUGGUAGACCGAGAGGCGGUUUCAUAGGUGGUUCUCGGGGAGGGUCGCGAGGUGGCUACGCUCCUUCGCGACAAGCUCCGACUGUUUCAGCUCCUCAGGCCAGCACUGCUCCUUCCCCUCUGGCAACUAACUCUCUUGUGCGAAAUGAUCUAUCCUACGCUGAAGCUGCCCGUUCACUUCCGUCGGGUGACUCUUCACAACCUAGCGAUUCUGAUUGGCAAUCUGUCCACAAAAAGCGCCGGCUCUCGGAUUCCAAAUUAGUCUGUAAAAAAUGUCUGCGAUCUGGGCACACAUCUAACGAAUGCAGGCAUCAAUUAACCUUCCGGCAUUGUGUUGGGAUUGGCCACGUCGCUGUCCACUGUCCCAGACGAUCCCCUCAAGGUGUUGAUAGUGAUAAUUAUCGCUAG